Molecule: messenger RNA, 954 nt
Organism: Belonocnema kinseyi
Lineage: Eukaryota; Metazoa; Arthropoda; Insecta; Hymenoptera; Cynipidae
Exons: 2
Coding region: 1-954 (317 amino acids)
Source: RefSeq, a predicted model, not a curated record
AUGCCUAAUAUUGUCAUGCGUAGAGAUGAUUUUGAAAUUCCAAAAGAAUUAUUGUUAGCUGAUCCUUUAUUUACCGAAACACGACCAGUUGAUUUCCUAAUUGGGGGAGGAUUGUUUUGGAAUCUCAUGUGUGUGAAUGAACAACAGUACAAGCUUCGCAGCAAUCAGCCGAUAUUUGGGAUAUUUUGGGAAAACGAGAAUCAUUCUAUAAAAAAGAUGUCUUCUGAGCUCAAUCCACUGGACGAUCUUGAACAGCACUUUCUGUCGAUAACUGAACGAGAUAAGGACGGACGAUUCAUUGUAACUAUACCAUUUAAGGAUGAGGUUAAUGAUCUCGGUGAGUCCUACACUAGGGCACACAAAUGCCUGCUUGCUUUGGAAAGGAAAUUGAGUAAGCAGCCUGAAUUGAAAAAAGCAUAUUCGGAAUUUAUGGAGGAUUAUGAGAAUCAAGAACAUAUGGUUUUGAUUCCAGCUAGAGAAAUAAAAACUGACAAGGUUGUGAAUUAUCUAUCUCACCAUGCUGUCUUGAAGGAAGGAAGUACGACGACGAAGGUACGCGGUGUUUACAAUGGAUCAUUCCCAACUUCUACCGGACUUUCUUUGAAUCAAGUGCAGCGGGUUGGUCCCGUCGUUCAAAAUGACCUCAUUUCUAUUGUACUGCGUUUUCGACAACAUCCCAUCGUUAUAUCUGCUGACAUUGCACAGAUAGCAGACCCAUCUCUGCAUAUUUGCCACUAUGGCCUUACAACUGUCACAUAUGGGACCGAUCCAGCUCCGUACUUAGCCACGCGAGCCUUGCGACAAAUUGGAGAGGAAAACAAGGAGAGCUAUCCUGUGGCCAGUGAAGUCAUCAUUCGCGAUUUCUACGUGGAUAACCUUCUCACUGGAACUUCUACUGUAGAGGAAGCAAGACAGCUGAAAGAGGAAAUUACGAAGCUCCUUGCAGCAUCAUGA